This is a messenger RNA of Monodelphis domestica (gray short-tailed opossum), 1251 nucleotides long. Its product is annotated as olfactory receptor 2K2-like. The record is from RefSeq and is a predicted model, not a curated record. NCBI's taxonomy places the organism in Eukaryota, Metazoa, Chordata, Mammalia, Didelphimorphia, Didelphidae. Gene Ontology annotation, cellular component: membrane. Gene Ontology annotation, biological process: G protein-coupled receptor signaling pathway. Gene Ontology annotation, molecular function: G protein-coupled receptor activity; olfactory receptor activity.
AUGGCCGAUAUAAAGCUUUAUAACAUCCUCGAAGUCCUCCUGGGUGCCAGUGAAAAUAAACUCAAGAAAGCAUAUAGAAAGUUGGCUCAGGAAUGCCACCCUGAUGAGAAUCCAAAUGCUGGAGACAAAUUCAAAGAAAUAACUAGAUCUGAAGUUCCUGAUGUGACUGGUGACACAGAAGUGGAUCUUCAGGAAUCUGAUAGCGCUUGGGGCCCUACAAGUGAUCAGAGGAGGGAAGCUUAUAAUGACAGCUCUGAUGAGGAAAGUAGCCAUCAUGGACCUGGAGUGUGCCCAUCAAGGGAAAACAUGACAAAAGGGGAAAAUCACACCAUUUGGACCCAUUUUUUUUUAGAGGGAUUUUCCAAGUAUCCAAAGUUAGAGAUGAUUCUGUUUGCAUUCAGCCUGGUGAUGUACCUGAUAACACUUCUUGGGAACAGCACUCUUAUUGUCAUCAGCAUCCUGGAUGUCCGUCUUCACACCCCCAUGUAUUUCUUCCUAGGGAACCUUUCCUUCAUGGACAUCUGUUACACGUCCUCUUCUAUUCCCACUUUGCUAGUGAAUUUGUUGGCCACAGAAAAAACAAUCAUCUUCUCGGGCUGUGUUCUGCAAAUGUACCUCUCUCUUGCCAUGGGGUCCACUGAGUGUGUCCUCUUGGCCAUGAUGGCAUAUGACCGGUAUGUAGCUAUCUGUAACCCUCUCCGCUACUCCAUUGUCAUGAACCAAAGGGUCUGUGUACAGAUGGCAGCCGGGUCGUGGAUAACUGGUUGUCUCACAGCACUCCUAGAAACAAGCUCUGCCCUGCAGGUGCCUCUCUGUGGAAACGUGAUCGAUCAUUUCACUUGUGAAAUUCUUGCCAUGCUGAAAUUGGCCUGCAGCACUUCCUUGCUCAUUGACAUGGUCAUGUUGGUGGUCAGUGUGCUCCUCCUUCCCAUUCCCAUGCUCUUAAUUUGUAUUUCCUAUUUUUUCAUCCUUUCAACCAUUUGGAAAAUUAAUUCAGCCGAGGGAAGAAACAAAGCUUUUUCUACCUGUGGAGCCCACCUGACUGUGGUGGUUCUGUACUAUGGGGCUGCCCUAUCCAUGUACCUCAAACCUUCAUCAGCGAGCUCACAAGAAACAGACAAAGUCAUCUCCUUACUUUAUGGGGUGCUGACUCCCAUGCUGAAUCCCAUCAUCUACAGCCUGAGGAACAAGGAGGUCAAGGAGGCUGCAAAAAAGUUCCUGAGGAGAAAUUCCCCUUUGUCAGAAACAUGA